AUGACUCAUCAGCAACAGCAGGACACGACGUUAUGCCUCUCGAGCAUGACGUUUCUUACACAGUCACGUUUGGGACACGACGUUUACAAAUUGGACCAGAUAAAAUUGCUGGAUGCUGGACAACAAGUCACUUUUUAUGAGGCCGUAAGCCAAAGUCCCAACAAAUGUGGUAUUCGUGUUAUCCAUGCUAUCCAUGCUAUCCGUGCUAUGUUUCCAUAUGAAACAGAAAUGUAUGACAAGGUUUGGAUUAUGGUCCUGUUCCUGAAAUCAUUUCCUGAACUGAAACCAUCUGUUGAGGCAUAUGACAAUCCAAAACUCGCUUCCUCCAAUCCUCAUCGAAAUUCAAUCACCAUCAAUAAACCCUUUAUGCAACGCCUUGUCAGCUAUUCACAAAGCGCUUUGAGCAUCUACAAAACAUAUUCUAUCGUUUUAAUUGUUUGCACCAAUCGCGUCUCUCCUAUCCAACUUAUGGCAAAGUUCAAACCUAUUUCUGAAAAACUUUGGAUGUCUUUGCUCCUGCCCACUGAUUUCUGGGCACAAAGCUGCUUCAUUGUGUCGAAACUGACUUUAUCGAGUAUUGCAUCUUCUGAUCAACUUACACCCCUGCAGGCUUUGUCCUCAUUCCUGACCGAAGCCUCUCCAACGUUAUAUGAAAAUCAAGUUGAGUGCGAUAAGGAUGUCUCAAAUGUGGUGGACAUCAUUUGCUACAACAACAAGAAAAUACUAAUGAAGGCUGAUGCUGCGUUAUUUGGUGUAUCUGGGUCAUUCAAGGCAAAAAAUCUGAUCGAGUGUGCAUUGGUUUUCAAUGCGGCUACCAAAAGAAAGUAUUGCCAAACUGUGGGCUCAGAUUCAGACUCGUUGCUGGAACUGCUGCCAAAGUUGAAGGGAAAGCCAAGGGAAGUAAUUCAAGAUAAAAAACAAGAUGACCUUGAAUUCAUGAUCAACUACCAGAAAAAUCUGAUUGGAAAGAUGAAUUAG
Phycomyces blakesleeanus NRRL 1555(-) is the source of this 978-nucleotide messenger RNA. RefSeq lists its product as hypothetical. NCBI's taxonomy places the organism in Eukaryota, Fungi, Mucoromycota, Mucoromycetes, Mucorales, Phycomycetaceae. The transcript has 6 exons. The record is from RefSeq and is a predicted model, not a curated record. Bases 1 to 978 code for a protein of 325 amino acids.